CCGGAGCUCGACCAGGACAGACCUCAAGUCGACCACGUGCUCGCAUGAGUGGGGGUAACAGGCACAUACAACAUGAUUUUAAACUUCACUUCAAGGCAGUUCUCUCACAACUGUAAGUCAGGCAAGAGUGUGGUGGAAUUGAGGCGCGUCCUUCCAAACCACAAAGUGGAACACACAUCAACUAAAAAUAUGUAACACCAUCAAUCCCAGUUCAACGAAUCAGUUUUUAGUGCAGUGAAAAUCAUUCAAGUGAAGAAGAAAAAUUGUCACGAGCAAAGCAAAAUUUUCCGAGGAAUAACCCUGAAAUCAGAAAGAUACAAAUGUGUUCUAUGGACUACGAGAUGCUGGUCUCUCACAGUCCGCCAGUUUUCAGUCACAGUCCGCCGACAGGAGGUUUUCUAACGGAGUAUGCGGCUCUGAGGCUAGGACAAGAUUCAUUCCCGCGCGCUGCCUUCAGUACUUGCCGAACCAUCCAACACUCGAACUCAUUCAGCGGCUUCGCGAAGGCGCCUACAAAAAUGCCAGCUUCUCCGAAGCGACCUUGUCUAGUGAUAAGACCCAACGAAGAAUCAUCCAGUUCGAGCGAUGAGGACCCGACCAGUCCGACGCGAUUGAAAAAAAAAGUCGUCUUCGCCGAUGACAAGGGCAUGUCUCUCACCCACGUCAGGGUCAUGACGGAACCCUCCAAUGUACCGCCCCUCUGGAGCUUCCGAUUCCUGUCAGAAGUGACGCAGGGUAUCAACGCGGAUCCAGUCGGAGAAGUAGACUCUUGGGAAGUAACGUUUCCUCAGCCUGCUUCGGAUUACGUGGCAUUCAGGAAGCGACUGGACUCGGAGAAAGUUUCUUUGGAGAACGUCAUCGUGAAGGAGUGCGAGGACACCAUCCUGGGAACUAUUAAAGUCAGCAACAUGUCCUUCCAGAAAGAAGUAAUCGUUCGGUCUUCGACGAACGACUGGAAAACAUACGAAGACUCUUUCUGUGUUUAUGUGCCUAACAACAUCACCUCCAGUGUUGGUCCUGCGUACGUUUUGUACGACACCUUUUCCUUCAAAAUACCCCUUCCCCCAAAGGUGAAAAAGGUAGAGUUCUGUGUGUGCUUCAGAUGUGAGGGAAAUGAAUACUGGGACAACAACCAUGGGAAUAACUACGUCCUAGUGAAAAAGAUGCCCGUUCCUUUGCACAAGUCCUUGUCUAACGAUGACUUGUAUAAUCGGAAAAAUAGUCAAACGCAACCUCAGGUAAUAAAAAAGUGCGCGGAUAUAGUACAAGCUAAAAUGGAUUCUUGGUCGGAGUUCGCUAGUUGGACACAUUUAGAGAACUCGAGCCCUUACUGGUAAUGCCUUACCUUACUCGACUUAACAUGGAAAAAGGCAGCAUGUUGGUUGUAAAAUUGUUAGUAUGUUUCUUUUCUGGUCAUUCUCGCUGAUCAUUCAUUUCUAUCAUCAGCUAACUUUUCUCCGUUAUUCCGCAAUAGAUGUGGCUCUUUAUGUUGUCGAUAUCAAGGAAUAUUCUCGUUGUUAUCGUGUUUUUGAUGAUAACUACAGAGUUUAUAUAGACUACAUGAUUAAAGUCAUUAUGCAUAAAUAUUUUCAUAUUCAAUAAAAGAUAUAAUUCAUUGCUCUUAUUGAGAUAUGAUGAUAUUUUUGUAGAAAUGUAGUCCAGUUGAAUGUUUGGUUGAAAUAGUGGCGACUUAAAUAUUGUACCAAAAAUUACACUUGAGUAAAAUCCUAAACUUUAGUAGUAUGGUAACAAUAGUAAGAGUUUGGUAUGGCUUUGUGGGUAUAUCAAUUUGGAAUUCAACAAUAUAAAGAAAAACCACACUCAUUGAUUUUGCUCUUUAAUUAUUGAAGACGGAUAUUAAUAACAUUUUCAUGGCAUCACAUCACAUAUUUUUGGACGACCAGUUAACAUCUUGAACAUCAGUUCAAUAUAAAACCAAAUAAAACAUGAGCCAGGGUUCAUUCGAUUUGGAAUGACUACGAGACAGUGUACAUCUGAAGAAGGUAGAAAAUUUGCAAUAAAAUAGCCUGGACUCUUGAAUUCUCUCUACCAGAAAUAGGGUUUCGAACCGCUUUCCAUUUCAUUGUCACAAGAACGGUCGAUUAACUUUUUUAUAGUAUUAAAUGACCCAAAAUUUUAAAAAAAACUUUCUAUUCAAAUACUCGCAUUGAUGUAAUUCAAUAAGGAUUUUUCUUGUCAAUUUCCACGACUGAAGAUGUGAUUUUUUCUAUCAUUUUCAAGCAAUGUCUUGUAAAUGUGCAGACCUUUAUAUAACUGCCCUUCAUAAAAUUAACACAAAAGUUCAUCUUGAAUGUUUGAUUUGAAAAAAAUCACAAAAACAAAAAUACCUGUGAACUUUUAUUAUUUGAAAAUAAGUGAUUUGACAUUUUCAACUCCACUAAAAUUUUAUCACUGUAUCUAUUACCUAUGCAAUUAUUUUGUUGCUAAUUUGCCUUUCACCAAACGGUUUAUAUGUCAUUCUGUAUCGAGGUCCGGCACAUAUUACAUUUUAUGUUAUCUCAUGUCAAAACUUUUUCAAGAUUUUGACUGGUCUAAUUAACAUUAUCAUCAAGCGGAGUGAACUUUAUUAAUACUGGCAAACGUUGAUAACCGUAUAGUUUUGACUGGAGGUGUGAGCAUAUCACACAGGAUAUGUUAUGCUAUGUUUUCAAUGGUGUUAUAUUUUAAGAUUA
Molecule: messenger RNA, 2693 nt
Organism: Leptinotarsa decemlineata (Colorado potato beetle)
Lineage: Eukaryota; Metazoa; Arthropoda; Insecta; Coleoptera; Chrysomelidae
Gene: Gbs-70E
Product: Glycogen binding subunit 70E
Biological process (GO): regulation of glycogen biosynthetic process
Cellular component (GO): protein phosphatase type 1 complex
Molecular function (GO): glycogen binding; protein phosphatase 1 binding
Source: RefSeq, a predicted model, not a curated record